GCACACACCCUCAACCUCAAAUCAAAGCAAGACGGUUUAUAUCAGUUACCUGACAUUUAGAGUUUUAGAUUUUCUUCCUGACAACAUCAGCAUCCUUGGAUUUUUAACAGCUGAACUUCGAAGUGGAUGACGAGAAAAUGAGUGCAGUGACUGAGUCGCUCUGCUGUACUCUGCUGCUUUUUGUCUGUGUGUUUGCAGACCAGAAAAACAUCACAGCUGAGUCUGGACAGGACGUCACUCUGACAUGUCGAGCUUCAAACAUCAGCAUAAUUGUAGUUGUAGAGUGGAGCAGAGCUGAUCUGCUGGAGACAGAAUAUGCCCUUUUGUACCGGGAUGGGGUGUCUGUUCCAGAUCACCAGCAUCCAUCUUUUAAGAACCGGGUGGAUCUGCAGGACAGACAGAUGAAGGAUGGAGACGUGUCUUUGAUUUUGAAGAAUGUGACGAUUAAUGACACUGGAACAUACGAGUGUCGUGUCGCCAUGAGAAGAUCUUAUCUGAAGACUGACCCCAUCUGCAGCAUCUACCUGAGAGUUGUUGAUCCUCCAGGUCAGACAGGAGGAGGGACAAAGGAUGGAUCUGACGGACUGAAAGUUGGUCUGCCACUUUUAGGUGUGCUACUUAUUGCUGCUGCUGUUGUUGUUUUUUGAUAAAGAACAAGAUCGGGAUUCAUACCAAUCUGGACAUCUGGUAGAAGACAAUGAGCUGUAGACUUUAAACCUAAAAUUUGUUACAUCGCUGUCAAACCUCCUGUUUUGUUGUGUUUUUCAGUGGCUCUGAACUUUAGUGUGUGUUUUGAGCUUUGUUUUGUUUCAAGCUGCUUCUCUGUCAUAAUGCUGUUCUAUGGUAGGCUUCAGUAGCCAAAUGUGUUUUAGCUUUAACUCAGCUGAGAUUCUUUGAAUCUACCACUGUCUGUGCUUUGCUCUGGUUUUACUAUUUCCAGAAUGACUUUCUCCUGACCCCAACUGGUCGCAUCAGAUGACUGUGCCUCUCUGGUUCUGCUAGAGCAGGGGUGGGCAAUUCCAGGCCUCGAGGGUCGGUGUCCUGCAGGUUUUAGAUCUCACCCUGGGUCAACACACCUGAAUCACAUGAUUAGUUCGUUACCAGGCCUCUGGA
Oreochromis aureus is the source of this 1113-nucleotide messenger RNA. Its product is annotated as butyrophilin-like protein 8. NCBI's taxonomy places the organism in Eukaryota, Metazoa, Chordata, Actinopteri, Cichliformes, Cichlidae. Bases 138 to 647 code for a protein of 169 amino acids. The record is from RefSeq and is a predicted model, not a curated record. The transcript is spliced from 3 exons.